Molecule: messenger RNA, 715 nt
Organism: Amborella trichopoda
Lineage: Eukaryota; Viridiplantae; Streptophyta; Magnoliopsida; Amborellales; Amborellaceae
Product: reticulon-like protein B13
Biological process (GO): response to bacterium
Source: RefSeq, a predicted model, not a curated record
AAAUCAGUGUCUCAUCCUAAUCUCUCUCUCCAUGUCUGAACCACAGUUUGAACAGGAAAAACCCACUCCCCCAACUGGAACUGGUGGAGAUGCACCCACUUCUCCAUCUCCUCAAGAUGCCCACCGCACCCAUCCACCACAUAAUGUCACACCAGCUGAUGUAUUCCUGUGGAGAAGGAAGAAGCUUAGUUUCUCUGUACUCGUGGCUGCAACUCUAACCUGGCUUUUGUUCGACAAGGUUGGAUACACCCCCAUCACUAUGGUUUCGUGGGUCGCCCUGUUCGUUGUCACUGUCGUGUUUGUUUCUGCACAUAUGGCCUCACUUUUCAAUAGGGAGUUGCCACCAAUACCUAAAUUGGAGAUCAAAGAGCAGUGGACUGCUGAGAUGGCUUCUGUAUUGAGUGAGCGGCUUAACAACAUUGCCCGAUGGGUGCACGAAAUGGGUACGAGGCGGGACUAUAUGCGGUUUGCCCGAGUGGUAGCUGGUCUGGGGCUUCUCUCAGUGACGGGUAGCUGGUUCGACACGCUUACAACGGUUUACAUUAGUUUAUUAUUGGCAUUAAUCUUGCCGCCUUUGUAUGUAAAAUAUAAUCACCUGCUCAACAAAUACAUGGAGUCAAUUAUAGAAAGAGGAAGAAGAUUAUACGAGAUGGUGGACCAGAAGUUUCUGAGAAAAAUCAAGAACAGGUCCCAAAAGGAGAAAAAAGUGGAAUGA